ACCUUCAUGUUUCAAUUUUUGUAACUUUCUUAAAAUACGUAAUAUCAAGUGAGUUUCAUAUUUUUAAAAUUUCUUAUACGAAAUGAAAAAAUAAUUUUACUUAAGUUUAGAAUGAAAAGAUUUAUUUUGAAACACUAUGUAUUGUAUAUUUUUAUAAUUAUUCAAGUGGAUUAGAUGAAAUUCGGGUUGAGUCGGUCGGGUUACGGGUUAGUCGGAUUCGGGUCAAUCGGGUUCGGGUUAAUCGGGUUGCGGGUUAGUCGGGUUGCGGGUUAGUUGGGUUGCGGGUCAAUCGGGUUGCGGGUCGGGCGGGCUACGGGUUGUUGACUUUUGAUCAAUUCGGGUUGCGGUCGGGUUGCGGGUCAGGUUGAUUGGGCAGGUUAAUCGGGUCGGGCUAUGUUUUGACACCUAUACAUUAAAACUUAAUGAAAAGUUACUAUACACAAGGUUAUGGAGAUAAAUGAUCCAUUAACAUAUUAAAAUUGUUUUGUCCUUUGACUUUUUUUUAUUACACUGAACCUAUUAAAGCUGAAAAUAGCAUUAAAAAACGAAAUGCAGGAAGAACAUAAUUUGCUUUAAGGGUAUAUACUGGGCACCGGUAGAUCAUGAUGUAUUUGAUUGAUGAACAUAUUAAUUUUUACUUAGGCCAGUACAAGUUGCAAAUGACAUAUAAGUAUAAGAUAUACUGUGGAUGGUGUCAUGGUGACAAUGUUGUGGUAAAAUACCUUUUCUUUUAAAAUAUCCAGUACAAAACGUUAAAAUCUGUCCACGUUAAAAUCCUAAUCCUAACGCUAAAUUACUAAACUCUAAAACCUUCAAAUCAAAAUAAUUCUUGAACUAUAUUUGUGCAAUUUCAUGUGUUUUUUUUUCUUCAUCAUAUUACAAGUGAUUAUUGACGUUGUUUUAAAAUGAGUCGUUUGUUUUGAAAUGAUAAUUAUGAGAUGAAUGCAUUGAUAACACAACUCAAGUGGUUUUGGUCCAAAACUGCGCCCCUACCUAGUAGUUUUUGAGAAAUUAUGCUAUUUUUCAAAAAAAUUGAAAUUGAGUGCUAUUUUUGUAUUUUUUGUUUUUAAUAGUGUUAUAUCGGCCCAACAAAAACCUUGAGCCCAAAACAGUCGAAUGAAACACCUAUACCUGGUUGAAGGCCCAAGGAGUAUUGGCAAACAGAGGUCGCAGGCGAGGCGAGUUUCCUUUUCCACGGUCUUCCUUUUUGGUGUGAGAACCAGCCAAUAGAUAUUUCAUAUUUCAAAUCAACCGCCAGCCUCCAGUUUUAGCAAAUCAAUUUCCCGCUUAUUUAGCAAGUACCAACGGGAAGACGAGAGCCGUCGCGGGGAAGGAAUCGGGUGGAUGAGGGCGAAGAAGAAGAGCACAGCAAGGAGAAGCAGCCACGAGAUUGAGCUCGGGAAAAAGUGUGGAGAAGAAGAUGCCGCAGGACGCCAUGGAUGACGUCGAUCGUCUGUUCCAGUGCUUCAAGUGCGGAGUUUCUCCUCCUCAAUCGGCUGUAAGAGAGAGGAAAAGAAGCAAGAGCAAAUCGAAGCAAGGGAGUGGGAUCCAUGCAAUUAGUGGCACUCCGUCUCCAAGCUCAGCUGAGCCGCGGAAGAAGACUGCUACUGAUGCACUAGUCCUCAAAGAGAAUGUUGCUUCAACAUCUAAAUCAAAGGGCUUAAGGUGCGGCAAGCAGAUUUCUCCUGUUGUAUUCUAUGGUUCCCCUAAUGGAGUGCCUCCCAAGAGACCAAUCAGUUUGCUACGAUUGUUGCGCGAGAUACGUGUUGAUCUUUCGGAACAAGGAAAAGAGGACUUGAGGAAGGAGGUGUGGGCUACAUUUCCUAGACAGAAUGAAGCUAUGAACUUUGCAAAAGAGCAUCAUAAUGUCCGUAUUUUCAGUUAUCAAGAUCAUAUUCACGGGCAAAGAAGGUUCCUCGUUUCGACAUACCAUGAGUUUUGGAAAAGGUACAAAAACAUGGAAUCCAAAUUUCGACACCAUUAUGAAGUGAUUCAGGAGGGAUUACCAUGUCACCUAUACUUUGAUUUGGAAUUCAAUAAGAAAGACAACGUAGAGAAAAAUGUGGAUGAAAUGGUCGAUCUCUUGAUAUCAGUCGUUCUUGAGCUCUUGAAUGAAAAGUAUUCAAUUGAAGGAAGUGGAGAUUGGAUAGUAGAGCUUGAUUCUUCCACUGCAGAGAAGUUCUCACGCCAUCUAGUUAUCCGCAUACCAAAGGCUGCUUUUAAGGACAAUUCCCACGUUGGCGCAGUUGUGUCAGAGGUAUGUUCCCGGAUUUCAAGUUUAAAGGAGAAGGAUGAGAGAUACAACAACUUAUUUAUAAGAAAAGAGUCGAAAUCUGCUGGACCUCCAAAUCAGCUAUUUAUAGAUAGUGGUGUUUAUACCAGAAAUCGUUGCUUUCGCUUGGCUCUCUCAUCAAAGGCCGGGAAAACUUCUUUACUUCUACCAACAGGGCGCUUCAAAUGUAAAAGCAUGUGUGAAGAAGACAUGUUCAUGGCUUCCUUGAUCUGCAAUAUAGAUAGUGACUGUGACAGGCUGCUGGUCUGCAAAAUGGAUUUGGAUUGUGUCAAAAAGCUGCAUUUUGAUACAGAGGUAAAUUACAGUGCAACAAGAUUCAGCUCUCGUCGAGAACUGUCAACAAAUGGAAGUACUGGAGGCGCUCCAGUGACAUCCAUGGACGGGAACUCGCCAUUCCCUGCUUUGGACAAAUUUGUGGAAUCCAUUGCCUCUACGGGAAGUACAUCAGGCAAAAUCCGAAGCUGGUACUGGUUCUCCGAGUAUGGACUGAUGGUCUACAGCAUGGCAAGAAAUAGAUAUUGUGAACGAAUUGGCAGGGAGCAUAAAAGCAAUCAUGUUAUAUAUGUCAUUGACUUAAGAUGGGGAGUCUAUUACCAAAAAUGCCACGAUCCAGAUUGUCAAGGUUACAAAUCUCCCUUCCGUCCAGUACCAAUCGACAUGAUUCCAAACCGGUCAUUUCCCCGCGACUCUGGACAGACAUUGAGUCAGGCAGCGUUAACAAACGACUGUCUCGAGUACCAGUUGGUUAACAGUAAUUACAAUGGAGCCGUGCCUUGGAAUGGAAGCAAUUCAGCCACAGGCAGCUCUGGUAAAGACUCUUGGUGGCUUGAAGCCAUGAAAGUUGCAGAAGAUAUAGAGACAAAGAGGAAUCCCAUGGAGCCUAGUCAGAUGGUUAAUCUGGAGGAGAACAUUAGUGACGAUGAUGAGACAUGGUGGAUGGCUGUUGAAAGAACUGCAACUCAGGCCGAAUUAAUGCACUUGAAAUCAAUCGACCAUGGGAUGCCAGUAGUAGAACCCUGAGCAUGAAGAGAUGUCACAUGUCAGGUAUGGCUUCUUCCUUGGCUUGGAUAUUCAAGUUGGGUAUGAUGGCAGAAUUCCGCUAGGGAAACCGUCUGAACAAUGUACUUAGGGCGACUUGAUUGUCUCCGUUGUUCGGAUUUAGGUUCUUGUACAAAUAAGCAACACGCAGGAGGCAAGACUAAGGCGCCAAGUAAGCCUCCAUGUACAUAGCUAAGCGCCAUGGUUGGGUCACCUAGUUAUAAGUGGGGGUUAAUCUUUGUGUUGCGAACUUACAAGUACAACCAAAUGUCGUAUUGGUUCAUUUUUAUCUCAAAUGAAUUUAACCGAUAUUAGUGCACUCAAUAUUUAGUAGUCAUGAAACUUAUUUUCAGAAUCUAAAGUCUAACUAAUAACAAAUAAGCAAUGAAUAAGCCAAUCUACUACCCCAGUUUGCACGGUAAUGCUUGUGCUUGUUUGUUCUAGUUUGUGUUAAAUCAUCUAACAUUUCUACGUUUCGGCAUUUCCUUUUGGUGAUCGUUUUAUGGGUAUGUUCUAGACUUCUAGGAAUCUGAUAUUGCCAAAAUUUUGAAAGAUACCGAGCUUCGUAGAGUUCCUCCACUUCAGUGCAAAUUACCACUCUGAAAAAUACGGAUCUCGCAGCAAGCUAGUGCCAACUACGUUCCAAUCGUAUUGCACGAGGCAGGAGCAACAGAAGAUUCAACCACGUUGAAAUCUUCGGUUUUAGAGGGUGAAGAAAAGUUGGGAAUUGGGCUUCAGGUCUGCCGGGUCGAGGCCCAAUUAGAUCAUCUCGAGUUAAUUUUACAGGCCCAACUUGCAGGCGAGUCAAACAUAAAGUUCAAUUUAUGUUUAAACUUUAAGUCGAAUAAUGCAUUAGAUUAGGA
Messenger RNA from Linum trigynum, 4194 nucleotides. Lineage: Eukaryota; Viridiplantae; Streptophyta; Magnoliopsida; Malpighiales; Linaceae. The record is from the annotation of a GenBank genome assembly.